AUGGUCCGGCAAUCCUCAGAUUCACGUUGUUCAAUCAACCAAAUUGGUCCAAAUAUUCAGUCGAAAAAGCAAAAGGAUCCUCAAUCUGAUUCCGAAGGUGGCUCCCCAAGUGCACCUGUUUCUCGAAAUAAAAAGGCCAAGACAACUACGAAUAAAAAUACGGAAGCAUCCCAGUCCUCCGUGAAAAGUACAGCCGAAACGUCUAAGAAUAAGCAGCCGGUGAUUGAUCUUGCUCAAGACUCCAAUGGCGAAAAUUCUAAAGCUCGGAAGAAAGGAAGGGACAGCACCUAUGACAAACCACUGCUGUUUUUUGGUGCUCCUUACCGUCUCCCAAACGAUAGCGCCGAUGAAGGACCACGAACGUAUGACUGCUUGUGGUGUAAGAAGCCUAUCCGAGUCUCCCAGGGUACCUUGUCGAAUCUAAAAACCCACCGUGACGGAUCUUCUCAAGAAGGAAGGUGCCCAGUUGGAUGUCGAAAUCGCCAUAAAGCAAUUGCUGAUGGAGCUAAGCUUCCACCAACAGUGGAUGAGUUACGGAUACAGCACAAAAACGAAAGGAAAACUGGAAAGAUUACCAACCAUUUUGCUUGA
Puccinia triticina is the source of this 591-nucleotide messenger RNA. RefSeq lists its product as uncharacterized. NCBI's taxonomy places the organism in Eukaryota, Fungi, Basidiomycota, Pucciniomycetes, Pucciniales, Pucciniaceae. The transcript has 2 exons. The record is from RefSeq and is a predicted model, not a curated record. The coding region runs from base 1 to 591 and encodes 196 amino acids.